Messenger RNA from Suillus clintonianus, 2058 nucleotides. RefSeq lists its product as uncharacterized. The transcript has 8 exons. The coding region runs from base 1 to 2058 and encodes 685 amino acids. Lineage: Eukaryota; Fungi; Basidiomycota; Agaricomycetes; Boletales; Suillaceae. The record is from RefSeq and is a predicted model, not a curated record.
AUGUCAAACGUCAACAGUAGAGGAAAAGCCAUGUUAACGAACAUUGGGAAAAGACCGGCUGCAACAGUGCCGCUGGCAAAACCCAUCACCUUCUUUGCAAUCCCUCUUGUCAACGCAGAAUGGAUCUUGGACGAGAGUGCAACUGAGGUGUCAUACCGAGCACCGGAAGUAACGGAUGUCAUUGACUUCGCCUCUGGAGAGAAGUUCCAAACCUGCCGCGUGCCCGUUGUGAAGGGCAAGAGGGUAACAGGAUAUGUACCGCUGCCCAUGCGAUAUGUGGGGGUAUGGUUACAGUUAUCAUACACCAUCGUUCUUUACACACAUAUGUGGAGACUUUGGUCCGAGGAGGAGGAGGAAAGUACAAGGAAGACAUCGAAGGCGAAGGCUGCGAUUUUGCGGCAGAAUUCCGGUGCCAUGGUCGCGCAACACAUGCUCGCUCGAUUGCUUGCUGUGGACGAGCUAGUUAGCUUAUCACAUGAUACCACAAGGCCCGGGGAAGAGCACGUCCGAAUUCUCGAUGAGUGGAAGAUUCGUUGGACAAGGGACUGGUUCACCUCCACAUAUGAUGACAUCGUUGGCUCAGGGGCCAAGUUCUUGAAUGCAGAUCCUGUCAGCCCCGAAAACCAAGAACUGUUCGAGGGGGACUGGAACAUACAUGAGGAGGGCAUCGAGCUGUUGAGGGCUCCUGAGAACCUGAAGCAUUGGUUUUACGGCGAAAUCAACGGCCUUGACAGGUUAUUCGCGACAAAGUUGAAAAAGCAGGCUCUAGCAUCAUUGAAACCGACCAACGAUUACAGCCAGCGUCAGUAUAGUGAUGAGGCAAGGCUGCCAGCAAGGUGGCAUGAGGGACACCAACCAACUCCAUAUUUCUGGACAGUCAAACAGUGGACCUGGGUGGCAGAAGGCAACAACUUGUGGGAAAAGCCUAUCGACCUCCUGUACUACUGCAUCACAGCGGACCCGCCCUAUACCCACUCUCAGCAGCUGAUGAGGGAGCUAAAUUCCCUCCUCUCCAUCAUCGUCCGAAGACCACGGCGGCAGGAAGCCGAAUCCCUGUUAACACAGCUUUGGACGGGGGAGAUGACAUGGAGGGAGUUUGUGGACGCCCUUAUGCAAGAUCAUUUCGAUAACGUUGAUGGAGUCAUAGCCCAGACAUCAGAAAAACGAGACCCGGAAAAUGUAUUCAAUACGUUGGAGGCUCGUUUAGUUCUGGAAGGAUACAUUCGCCGGCAGAAAGAGGCAAAAAAUAAUCAACCAUGGGAUGUUAAAGAUGAUAUUCUUUGGAAUGCUCUGGGCAGAGUUGCACCCAUGAAGUACAAAUCUGGCUGGGAAUGGAUUAUCUUGCAGAUUGUGUCAAACCAGAAGGUAACUGAGGUGUUGCAAGCAGCAGGGCCUUGGUGGAAGAAGUCCCAGUUGGCUGGGAAGCAACGGUUGCAAAAUGCCGCUGCUGAACAGGCUGAGGAAGACAAUCAUGACGACAAUGCAGACGCAACUGGCGACCCAGACCCUGACGUCGGAAGCCAACAGCAAGCGAGCGUUGGUCCAUCAGGUCCUGAUAUACAGAUGCAGGAGGGGGAUAACCCUGACAACGGCCGUCCAAACGAGAGACCCCAGGAUACAGUGAUGGAAGACAUCGUGAAGGGUUCUGCGGAGAAUGGCGUGGCGCAGGGUCCUGCGGAGAAUGGCAUGGUGCAGGGUCUUGCGGAGGAAAGGACAGAAGGCACAGCUGGCCAAGACCAGCCUCGGCACCCUCAUUCUUCAAUCCCUACGGAUCUACCUGGCCCUCCAACUCCCCCACUCACUGUGCCAGAAAGGAUCGCUCUUUAUUGUUAUGAACAAUUCCGGAAACAUAAGUCCGUCGAUCAGUUGGAAUCCAACCUGCAAGAGGCAUUCCCCGCGGAUCACAGUGCCAUCAUCAAGCAAUUCAUAGACACUCUCAGAGUGUGGAAUUUAAUCACUGCUGACCCUCCAUUACCGGCGCUGCAUACCUUUGUACAGGGCCUGAGAGCAAUAGAGGCCAGGCAAGAGUCGGAGCGUGUGCAAGACAGUCUCUUGUGA